Messenger RNA from Rhizoctonia solani, 1014 nucleotides. RefSeq names its product GMC oxidoreductase. The transcript is spliced from 7 exons. The record is from RefSeq and is a predicted model, not a curated record. The coding region runs from base 1 to 1014 and encodes 337 amino acids. NCBI's taxonomy places the organism in Eukaryota, Fungi, Basidiomycota, Agaricomycetes, Cantharellales, Ceratobasidiaceae.
AUGGGCUCCCUUCCAAAAGAAUCCAAGACAGCUGGGGCGGAUAUUUUCAUCGCUGGUAGUGGUCCGGUUGGAUGCACUUUUGCCCGUACAAUACUUGACCGAGCGGAAGCUGCCGGAAAACGUAUCCACAUAUACAUGGCCGAUGUUGGUUCAAUCGAUGGUCGCUUGAUUGGAGGGCACCUGAAAAACGACUUAAGAUACCAGAUCGACAGUGAUUUGUUCUCUCACGUCAUAGAUGCAGCACUCCAGAAGGUUUCUGUUGCUGGCAAGGAAAAUCGAUAUUCGCCAUACUACAAUCCGAAUCAAAAAGAAGCUUUGAACGUUCCCGAUUGCGCUAUGACUAGAACCAUAGGAGGGAUGGGCACUCAUUGGACCUGUGCUUGCCCCCGGCCAGAACCAGGAGAACGCACGGAGUCUCCCCUCUCAAAAGGAGAGUUCGAUAGCCUACUAAAAAAGGCAGAGGACCUUCUCCAAGUGAGGGAUGACCAAUACGACGACCAAAUCCGUCACAUCAAGGUCAAAAAGCACUUGGAAGAGUCAUAUGACUUUAAGGGCCGCAUUAGAGAUCUUCCUCUAGCAGUGAAGAGAGACGAAAAUCAUUGCGUUACAUUCGGAGGACCAAACACGAUUCUUGGGAAAUGGGCCGAACCUGCCAACUGUUGCACGGACCCCGAUUGCAAGAAAAAUUGUCUCUUUUCUCUACGUGCGGAGCACAAGGUCAUUAAGCUCAAGUGUCGCAGAAUGUCAAAUUUUUCGUAUGCCAAUGAAGCCGUGCUCUUAAACCUAAGGAACAAUGAGCUCGUGACCGUUGUUUUCAACGCAUGCGUGAUCGCGUUGGGUGCCAUUGGUACUCCUCAACUUCUCUUGAACAGUGAUGGUAUAGAGGCAGAUACCAUCCCUUCGCUGGGGCGGCAUUUGUCGGAACAGUCACUGUGGACUUGUCAGGUCUAUCUAAACGAUAAAUCCGGAGAAAUAGGGGAUGAAAAACCUUUCCCGUUGAGUCCCUCGGUGUAA